This is a messenger RNA of Mixia osmundae IAM 14324, 1254 nucleotides long. RefSeq lists its product as uncharacterized. Bases 1 to 1254 code for a protein of 417 amino acids. NCBI's taxonomy places the organism in Eukaryota, Fungi, Basidiomycota, Mixiomycetes, Mixiales, Mixiaceae. The record is from RefSeq and is a predicted model, not a curated record. The transcript has 2 exons.
AUGGCGGGUGACACUCAGGCUCUCACGGGAGCGACGAUCUUGCCCGCGCUGGACGAACCGGUUGCCUUGUCGAUACCGGCUAUCUUGCUCAAUCGGACCAAACGGACCAACGUCGAGUCAGUCAAGCUUCCCACUCGCAAUCGUCGGGAAGAGAAAGAACGCGGAUUGACAGGCUCGCGUCAUCGUCGGAGGCGAUAUGAGAACGUGACGCUCGCUCACAAUCCUCAUGCUGUGCCUGCCAUGGCGCAAGAUAGAUAUCCGACUUUGCCGCAUGCGCGCUCGUUCCCCGCGCCGAGUCCGGCAGGCUUCAAGUCGCAGCAGAUCUUGCCAAGUCAGGCUGCACCGGAUCUCGAUCUGCACUCGGCCGAUAUGGGACGCUUCCAUGCUCCGCUCAAAGGCAUCCAUAGAACGUUCAAGCGCCUCAUAGGACCCGAAGAAGGACAAGGCGGAUCGAUAGAGGACAGCAUACGAACGAUACAGAACGAAAUUGAGCAAUGGCUAGAUGGGUCUCAGGUCUUUCGUGCGGCAUCUGUCGACGACUCGAGCAACCUGCGACGUAUAUGCUUGUGCACAGAAUCAGCCGGCGAAUCGCAAUAUAUACAAGAGGUCUCGCGCACACCGUACAAUCUUGUCUGGGAGCUCGCGCCCUUCAACCGCUUCUUGGUCCAUUGCACAGCGCGAUACUAUCGCGUCCCGUCGUUCACCAAAACCGACGUGCAGGGUCGUCAAGUCGUCUACCUGCUUUGGCCAUCCAUCGGUACCUCUGCACAGAAGAAGAACGCGAUCUAUACACCUUCUGCUACCGAUCUAUCGUCAGACGCAGCUUCGGACCAUGAUGCAAUGUCUUCUAGCUUCCUCUCUGACGCUUCAGCAGACGCGUCUCGUGUUGACGCACCUUUACCGGAUAGACGACCGGCAUGGGACGAUAGCUCAGCAAGACGUCGGCAAACGAGCGGUCUGCUUCCAUUAAAGCUCGGUCGAGCGCCGAGCGCAAUCAGUGAAGAGCAUGACGGCGAUCAGAGCGACCUGGGCUCCACAGAUGACGAUAUCUCCCACUUGGCUCUUUCUAUCACUUCGCUCAGCGUCGAUGGCGAUCCAGACGAGACGUUACAGGCACCAGAGCGUGCCGUCUCACCGGUACGCUCGGCUUCACCUUGCAAGAUGGUCUCGGGCAAGAUCACUCAGAUACCGACCAGACGGACACAGCUAUGGUCAUUACCAACAGUCGGAUUCAUAGAGUGGGUACGUGCAUGA